This is a messenger RNA of Odobenus rosmarus divergens (Pacific walrus), 1991 nucleotides long. RefSeq names its product sodium channel, non-voltage-gated 1, gamma subunit (gene SCNN1G). The coding region runs from base 1 to 1941 and encodes 646 amino acids. Gene Ontology annotation, molecular function: ligand-gated sodium channel activity. The transcript has 12 exons. NCBI's taxonomy places the organism in Eukaryota, Metazoa, Chordata, Mammalia, Carnivora, Odobenidae. Gene Ontology annotation, cellular component: membrane. Gene Ontology annotation, biological process: sodium ion transmembrane transport. The record is from RefSeq and is a predicted model, not a curated record.
AUGGCUCCCGGAGAGAAGAUCAAAGCCAAAAUCAAGAAGAAUCUGCCGGUGAGGGGGCCCCAGGCGCCUACGAUCAAAGAGCUGAUGCGGUGGUACUGCCUGAACACCAACACCCACGGCUGUCGCCGCAUUGUGGUGUCCCGCGGUCGCCUGCGGCGCCUGCUCUGGAUUCUGUUCACGCUCACCGCCGUGGCCCUUAUCUUCUGGCAGUGUGCGCUCCUCGUGGCCUCCUUCUACACCGUCUCUGUCUCCAUCAAAGUCCACUUCCAGAAGCUGGAUUUUCCUGCUGUCACCAUCUGCAACAUCAACCCUUACAAGUACAGUGUGGUGCGGGACCUUCUAGCUGACUUGGAACAGGAGACCAGAGUGGCCUUAAAGACCCUGUAUGGCUUUCCAGAGAAUACGUCUCGAAAACGCCGAGAGGCAGAGUCCUGGAAUUCGGCUUGGGAGGGCACACGGCCUAAAUUCCUCAAACUGGUCCCACUGAUGGCUUUCGGUCAGGAUGAGACCGGUAAGGCCAGGGACUUCCUCACAGGGCGGAAGCGGAAAUUCAAUGGACGCAUCAUUCACAAGGCGUCGGAUGCCAUGCAUGUCCACGCGUCCAAGGAGGUGGUGGGAUUCCAACUGUGUUCAAAUGACACGUCCCACUGUGCCCUCUACACCUUCAGCUCGGGAGUCAAUGCCAUCCAGGAGUGGUACAAGCUGCACUACAUGAACAUCAUGGCACAAGUCCCUCUGGAGAAGAAAAUCAACAUGAGCUACUCUGCCGAGGAGCUGCUGGUUACCUGCCUCUUUGAUGGGAUGUCCUGCGAUGCCAGAAACUUCACGCUUUUCCACCACCCAAUGUAUGGGAAUUGCUACACGUUCAACAACAGAGAGAACGAGACUAUCCUCAGCACAUCCAUGGGGGGCAGCGAGUAUGGGCUGCAGGUCAUCUUGUACAUAAAUGAAGAGGAGUACAACCCCUUCCUGGUGUCCUCCAGCGGGGCCAAGGUGAUUGUCCAUCGGCAGGAUGAAUACCCCUUCAUAGAGGAUGUGGGAACAGAGAUCGAGCCUGCCAUGGCCACCUCCAUAGGGAUGCACCUGACGGAGUCCUUCAAGCUGAGUGAACCCUACAGCCAGUGCACGGAGGACGGGAGCAACGUGCCGAUCAGUAAUAUCUACAACGCGGCAUAUUCCCUCCAGAUCUGCCUUCACUCGUGCUUCCAGACAAAGAUGGUGGAGAAAUGUGGGUGUGCCCAGUAUAACCAGCCUCUACCUCCAGCAGCCAACUACUGUAACUACCAGCAGCACCCCAACUGGAUGUACUGCUAUUAUGAGCUGCACCAGGCCUUUGUCCGGGAGGAGCUGGGCUGCCAGGCGGUGUGCCGGGAAGCCUGCAGCUUUAAGGAGUGGACACUGACCACCAGUCUGGCACAGUGGCCAUCCAUGGUUUCUGAGAAAUGGUUGCUGCCCGUUCUCACUUGGGACCAAGGCCAGCAAAUAAAGAAAAAACUCAACAAGACAGACUUGGCCAAACUCUUGAUAUUCUACAAAGACCUGAACCAGAGAUCCAUCAUGGAGAGCCCUGCCAACAGCAUCGAGAUGCUUCUGUCCAACUUCGGUGGCCAGCUGGGCCUGUGGAUGAGCUGCUCUGUCGUCUGUGUCAUUGAGAUAAUUGAGGUCUUCUUCAUUGACUCCUUCUCUAUCAUUGCCCGCCACCAGUGGCAGAAGGCCAAGGAGUGGUGGGCCCGGAGGCACGCUCCCCCUGGCCCUCAGGGCCAGGACAACCCAGGCCUUGAUGUAGACGAUGACCUGCCCACUUUCACCUCCGCGUUGCGCCUGCCUCCAGCCCCAGGGACCCAGGUGCCUGGCACACCGCCUCCCAGAUAUAAUACCUUGCGUUUGGAGAGGGCCUUUUCCGACCAGCUCACAGACACCCAGGUACCAGCUGAGUCCUGAGGCAGGGAGGUGAAGGGAGAUAUAGCUGGGACCCCCAGCCCCGGUCUGAG